AUGAAUGUAAAUAUAGGUAUAUCUAUAUCUAAUUUAAGUAGUGAUGAAACUGAAGCUUUUAAAGAAUUAAAAGAAGAUCAAGAAGAUGGCGUAGUUAUUAUGGACAAAACUGAUUACAUGAAAAAGAUUAAAGAACUUUUAGAUGAUCAAAGUGAAUUUCGUUCAGAUAAUAAUGAUGAAUCUGUUAAGGAUGAAAACUUAAUAAAUAGAUGUUUGGCACAAUUAGAAAAAAAAUAA
Rotaria sp. Silwood2 is the source of this 237-nucleotide messenger RNA. The record is from the annotation of a GenBank genome assembly. NCBI's taxonomy places the organism in Eukaryota, Metazoa, Rotifera, Eurotatoria, Philodinida, Philodinidae.